AUGGAGACAGAGAGGGGCUCCCUGGUCCCCCGGGAGGUGGAGACCCCAAAGAAGGAGCUGCAGCUGCGGGUGACCCCUUCGGAGGUGAAGUUCCUGGACACGCUGGCCGGGAGGGUGUACCGCCUCCCAGUUACUGUACACAAUCUCGGCCGUUGCAACCAGAAAAUCCGGUUUCAGGAGCCCCUCAAGCCACAGUUCAAACUGAUUUUGACCAAUCUGGAUAAAGCACUUGCUUCUGGACUUCAGAUGACAGCUAUGGUGGAAUACCAUCCUGACAAAGAUGAAGACACUUUUGACCAGCUACUUAUUUCAAUAGGAAAUAAAACAAUAGAGAUCCCGCUAGUUGGGUUGAUUCCAUCCUGUCAGUUGGAAAUUGAGUCAGAAGUUAAUUUUGGCACAUUGGUUUCUGAUAGUAAAGUAUAUUGUAAAGAGAUUAAUAUCAUUAACCAUGGCAGAGCUCCAGGUACAUUUAAAGCAGAAUACCAGGGCCAAUUACCCAUUGUCAUUUUUCCGAGUAAUGGUAUUGUGGAGCCCAAGUCAUCAGUGAUUGUUAAAGUGGAUUUCUGUGCUGACCAGCCCAGAAUUGUAAAUGAAGUGGCAAAAGUGAGUUUGCAAGGUCGUCCAGAUAUACUCUUGAGUGUCAAAGCUCAUGUGGUUGAGCAGAUUAUUGAGUUGUUAAACAUGAGUAAUGACAAAAAGUUGGAAUGCAUACACUUUGGUUCAGUUUUCUUUGGAACUUCAAAAAUUGAACAUGCACGUCUAUACAAUAAUAGCCCAGAACCCAUAAACUGGGUGGCCAUAAUGCAAAAUGAUUCAGUUGGAGAAGAACUGGGCACAAAUAUUCGACAAAGAACAGAUAUUGCCUUAAAUAAUCUCACCUACUUAAGCAAAAUAAAGAACAUGGAUGUUACCACUUUUAUCUCCUGUGUUCCUAAUGAAGGGAGGUUACUACCUUAUCAAAAGAUUGUAAUUACAUUUUGUUUCAGCCCAAAGCUAAUGACUGAUGGUAAAAAGAAUAAUGAUCCUUCACACAGGCAGGACUAUGCUCUCUUUUUGAGAUUUGACUCUGUGGGAAGUAAAGGUGGAUUUUUGAGGGAUGAUAACAGUAAAACCAUCAAAAGUGAUCAUUUUCAGAAAGUGGAAUUAGCACUGACAGGCACAGGACUUCCUGUCUUACUACAGUUUGAUCCAGGAAAGGUCCUUAAUUUUGCACCUUGUUUCAUGGGUGAACAUUCAGAGCUUCUUUGUAUUAUGCAAAAUCGAUCCAACUCACUUCCUGUGAUGUACCGCUUUCAAAAAACUGCACAUUUUAAAAUUGAUCCUGAAAGGGGUAAGAUUGAUGAAGGAUGUAUCCAGAAUGUGACAUGUUCAUUCAUUCCACAUCAAGUAGGAGUCUUUAAAGUGAAGCAAUUGAUAGAGAUUAUUGGCUCAGUGGCAGAUGAAAAUUUGCAGUCAUCGCUAAAGCCUUUUCAUCAAAUAUAUUUAGCUUUCAAGAGCGUCUGCAAACCUUCCACCAAGAAAGUUGUGAUGAAAAUUAAUCCUGGUAUAUCCCCUUUGGUCAGUAAUCCUACGGGACAGUUUGUGGUUAGAGACUUGCCAAAAUACAAGGACUGUGCACCUGUUACAAUGCUUCAAUCAGCCAUGACACGCCUUCACAAUCAUCGCAUAAGUAAAGAGUCAAUGAAGGGUGCACUGAUAGCCUUUCCCAAUGAUCGAGCUGCAAGUAUCAGGUCUGGAGACCAGCAUAAAGUUUUCAGGACGAUUUUCACAAAGAUUCCAAGGUAUAACUAUGUGGAUCCUGAUUUCACAUAUACUAAAUUUGAGAGAAUUGAAAAGCAAGCACAUGAAAAUUAUUAUGCAAGAUACAUUAAACAUUUAAGAAGUGCGCGCCUGCGGAAACAAGCAGAGAGGGAAGGCAUGGAUUCCUAUAAUGAUACAGACAUAGGAUUACAGCCAGCGUCCGGUCUAAAGUCACCUUCACUCUCCGAAACGGAAAUAGAGGAGGAAUUAUAUUCAGCAAAGUGUCUGAUUAAACCUAACCAAUUACUAAAUACCAGAAAUAUAGAAUCCAAGGAGACGACAGCUCUGAGAAGAAAGGUUCUCAAAGGACUUAAAUCGGACCCAUCCACGCCCCAUGAAAAACAUGAUUGCAGCUUAAUUUUGACACCAAAGCAAAUUCAUCAAGUAAUUGUUGGGCCCUCUGUCCUUAACUUUGGUGAUGUUUGUGUGAACUCCACAAAUACUCGUCUACUGCAUGUUAUUAAUAUGCUACCUAUGCAUAUUUUGAUCCAGUUAGAUAUUAAUUUGGAAGAACUUCAAAAAACCAACCAAUUUUCAUAUGUGAUUCCACCUACAGCUAGUACUUAUAUUUCAAUGGUAUUUGAAUCUCCCACCAUUGGAAAAUUUUGGAAGUCUUUCACCUUUACAGUGAACAAUAUACCUGGUGGCCAUAUCCUAGUGAUGGCAGUUGUCAUGCCAGUAAAGCUUGAGCUCUCUUCUAAUGAGCUAGUAUUGAGACCACAAGGCUACUCCAUGAAAACGUGUUUUAUGGGGACAGUUGGGUUGUAUAAUCAUCAGAAUUAUUUUGCCAAAUUUGAAUGGCAACCAGUAACCACAAAAAGAGGAAUGGCAUUUUCCAUCUGUCCAGCUAAAGGCACGGUUGAACCAUACUCUUCAUUGGAAUGUGAAGUAACAUGGCUGCCAGGUUUCAGUUCUCCAGAAAGGGGAGAAUUUGUUCUUCAUGUCAAUGAAGGAAACACGCUGACACUAAAAUGUGUUGCACAUCUUGGUCACACCAAGGUCAUAUUUUUGGAGCCAAGGAUCCUCUUCAGUAAUAGUCCUCAAGGUUUAACAACUUGGAGGAAAGCCAUUCUUCACAACGUAGGACAAAACCAUGCUUAUUUCAAGGUUUGUGACCAGAGUCUUUUGCCUACCAUUAAUAUUGUUCCAUCACAAGGAAUAAUUCCUUUUGGGGGAUUAACUGUUCUCAAUAUCUCCUGUACACCUACUGUAGUAGAAAAAUUUGAUACAAGAGCAAAGGUUGCUAUUCGCCAUGCAAAUGUCAUAGACCUUAGGAUUGGUGGAUCUGUUGAGAUUGCUGAUGUGGAAAUUAAUCCGGACAUAUUUAACUUCAGUGGUACCUAUGUUGGUGCUACUCAGAUUAUUCCAUUUAUAAUAAAAAACAAAGGUAUAACACGUGCCAGAGUGGAGUUUAAUCUACAAGACUUUGAAUAUUUUUCUUUGGAUUUUAAAGAUAAAACAGGGGAAUUCACAGACCCUGCGUUUCCUGACAUAUAUUCUUUGGAGUUAGAGGAAGGGACAUCUCUGGAAGGUGGCAUAGCAUUUUCUCCCAAAGAAGUGGCAACAUAUGACUUCAGCAUUCAAGUUCAAAUUAAUUUCUUCAGGGCUUCAGAACUUUACACUCAAUAUCGUUUGUCAAAUUCUCCUAUGAUUCCAAAGACAACACCACUUAUUCGACCGUGUCAUGUUCAAGCUACUGUAUUGCAAGCACCAUUGAGACUAUCCAGCACUGAUUUUAUAUUUGAAAUGCCAUUGCAUAUUUUGGAUCCUAAUAACAAGGUCACAAAAACUCAGGAUCUUGUCUUACAUAAUACUUCAAAACAAGAUGUGGAAUGGACUUUGGAUAUUAGUGACACUGGGAACCUUUUCAAAGAUGGCACAUUCCAGAUUAGUGUGCUGAGUGGGAUUCUGCAACCACACGAAGAAUGUACUAUUUCCAUAAGUUUCUGUCCAAAUCAUCCUAGAAAAUACACAGCUGAUAUUCCCAUUCGUCUAAAUGAUAAUCCAGUUGGCUAUCGAACGUUAUGUUUGGUUGGAGAGGUGAAAUCACCCAUGUUAUUGUUUGACCCUCCAUUCAUAUUUUUUACUCCUGUUCCUCUGGAUGUAACAACUGUAAUGGAUAUCAACAUUUUACCCCAAAACUAUUUCAGAGACUCAACGUUAAAUGUCCAGAUUCCCCCAGCAAGACUUUUUGAUGGGGACGAGGUUCAUCCUCUUUCUGUGACGUUUCCAAAAGGCAGAGUCAUCACAGGCUCUCCCAGUGGAAUGAAUGCGGAGCUCACCUGCCACCUCAGCUUCAGAUCAUCUAAACCUGUGUCCUUUUUCACCGAUAUUCUUUUCUGUGAUAACAGAGAUAACUGGUUUUUGCUUCCAGUUACUGCAACAGCAGAAAACUGUCUUCUUACCAUUUACCCAUAUAUGGCAACUCAUCUUGAUAAGCAAACAAUUGUUUUAAAGGAUGAUAAGGAUGACAAUUCUUUGAAGAAUAGAGACAAUGUUUUGCUUCCCUACCAAGAAGCUGGUUUAUCCUCUCCUGCUCCUACUAAAUUUAAUGAUGCUGAGCCUGCAGAGAGAAGAUUAUUUGUUGGAAUUGAAAUAAUACAUGAAAGGCUGAACUCAGGCAAAAGUAAAACAUCAAAGAAAGACAAUGAUAGAUCUAUGGAAAAGGAGGAGAAAAAUGAGCAUUGGUUUUCUCCUGAAGAAGGAACAAAGGCGUAUGUCUUCUUCGAGAAGGUUGUAAAUGCUGCUCAGACCUGGUUCAGUCUCUUCGGCUGGCCUGAAGGACCCCAUUCUCUUUCUAUUCCAGAAACAAUUAGAAGGGAAGUGUUUAAAAUACAAUUCUACUCGUCAACCUCAUCAUCCAAAAAAUUUUCUAGACAGAAUGACUUUUCCAAAUAUAAUAAGACCAUUUACGAUGUGAUGCUCCACUUGAGUGGAAAAAUGCCACCUGGAAUUAAUUCAAGUCAGUUCUUACCUGAGGAUUAUACUGAAAGGGUGACUCAACUUCAUUUUCAACAUUCUUCACUUCUUGACUUUCUCAACGCUCAAGGAGCAUGUAUUUCUCAUGUGCUGCCAGAAUUUCUGCUUGAACCAGAAGAUUAUAAAAAGUGGAUUGAAAUUACUUCUUUCACUAAUACCUUGCCUGCAUGUUCCCGUAUACCUAAGGAAAAGCACUCUGUUGUUAUAGAUAGGACUCAGUUUGAAGGUUGGAGUAAGCGGGCGUGGACGGAUGUAUUGCUUCAGAUAUACAAGGUUCUGGUACUAUCCCGGGUUGUACCACAUUGCAGCAGUAACCUGCCCCCCAUACAUGUGCAGAAUUCACCAAAAAUCAAUCCUUGUUUUUUAUCCAGCAACAUAUAUUCUAAUUCUGAAAGGAUUCUGCUUAGUUGGAUGAACACAAAUUAUGAGAAUGCCCGACAUAUUAUAUGGAAAAACUGUCACCAAGGAGUUAUUCCCCCUGACAGAUGGAUAGUAAAUUUUGACAAAGAUCUUUUAGAUGGCCUUGUUUUUGCAACACAGUUGGGAGCCUAUUGUCCGUUUUUGAUUGAGUCUCAUUUCGAAAAAAUGUACACACAACCAAAAAGUUCUGAACAGUAUAUGCACAAUUGCCUGAUUAUUGUGAAUGUACUUCAUGAAAUUGGCUUUGACAUGGACAUACAGGCCACGGAUAUCUGUGAUCCUAAUCCAAUCCUGAUGCUCAUGCUUUGUGUCUACAUGUAUGAAAGGCUCCCUACAUAUCUCCCCAAGAAGGUGGUGCCCUUUCAUUGUACUCUACAUGACACUGUGCUGAGACAGAUUCUACUGAAAAAUCCAAGCUUGAAAAACUUAGUGUAUAAUGCUAUAAUUGUUGGAAAAGAUGCCUCUGACUUCUCCCUUUCCCAAACAGGGAACAUUGUGACAAUAUCUCCGAAAAACCAAAUUGCUAUCACUCUGAAAUUCACCAGUCGCUUCCUUCAUCCUGCUGAAGCUUCACUGCUAUUAAUUUCAAAACCUAAGCAUGCAAUAGGAGGGACUACAAUGACUUUUGCUCUUAAGGGUGAAGUCCUCAGUUUUAAAGCCAUUGAAGUUUUACGUUGCAAAUCUCCAUGUUAUAAAUGGAAAGAAAUUAAUGUGAAUGUUAAAAAUCCCUUCCAUACUGCUGGGGACUUCAGUGUCAGGUUGGUGGAAUCCUCAACAUUUAUCUCUUUGCCAUCUCAAUUAACAGAAUCUGGACAAUUCAUUAACCACAUGAACCAUGGUGAUGCUGGGAAUAGCCCUGAAACUGAUAAUGCGGAGGGUUGUUGCCAUUCCCCAAAUGCCUUAAGAACCUCAAUUAAGUCCAAUUUCAUCAGAGAGUUCUUCUGCUCCACACAUACUCUUCACCUGGGAGUAAAAGGGACUUCAAGCCUGGAGCUCUUGUUUCUUCCCUUUGACAUGCACACGCGCUACUGUGUCAUCAUCCUUAGCAGCAAAGAGAUUGGAGAAUUAAUUUACGUUGUGGAAGGAAAAGGUAUGAUCCCCUUGCCUUCCUCCUUUCUCCCAAAGGAUUCUUCAGCUCCACUUGACUACAGCACUUCGCCAGAGGAAGUGUUGAGUAAGGAAAAUCCAGUUCUGUAUUUGAAAUGUGAGCUCCAUCAAACCUUGGAUGUGGACCUUAAGUUGCCACUGACUAAUGAAGCCAAGGAAAAGGCCUUGGCCUUGGCGGCCCAGCAGCAGAUGUCGGAUGUAGAGUAUGAGCGACGGUCGAUCACGGGCACUCUGGAGAGCAGCAGUGUUCGUGUGGCCAUCGCCCUCCUGGGGCUGACCAAGAUUGAGACUUGUAUGCUCUUUAAUACCUCAAAGCUAAAGAAGCCUAAGUCCAUUUUAUACACAGCAGAACUGAGCCUUCCAGAACAUUUUGAUAUCCCCAAGAAAAUCUACAUUCCUCAGAUUCCAGAAACUCAAGCUAAACUGACCCAAAGCAAAAUUGCAGAUGGAUCUGUUCUAGUUCCUUUACGAUUUGUUCCUCUCAGUCCUGGACGCUACCCUUGUAAAAUUUUGCUGAUAUCACGGCAUGAUGUGCGUGUCUAUUGCAUUGAAGGUGUGGUAAAUGAAGAACGUCCAGAAGCCAGGUUUGAAUUUGAAACACCAGCAUUUGAAGCCCUUACCCAACAUAUUCCAGUAAGUAAUAAGACAAAGAAUGAAUGGAAAUGUCAAGUUACUAUAGAAGGAGAAUGGUUUUAUGGACCUUCUGUUUUAUAUGUUGGACCAGGUGAAACUGUGCAGUAUCCCCUUACGUUCAAACCUAUUUUGGAAUGUGAGAUUAUGGGCAGACUUACUCUACAAAAUGAAGUAGAUGGUAUGGAGUAUGUCUUUGACAUAAAAGGGAUUGGAAAAAGACCCCUGGCCUUGGAACAUAUCACUAUAGACUGUCAAGUAGGGAAGAUGACAAAUAAACCCAUAAUGGUGCCCAAUUAUACAAAGACCAUCCAAACAUUUAAGGUAACUUCAGAUCUUCCAAUAGUGUGGGGAAACCCAUACAUCACCAUAGACCCUGACAAUGCAGUUCCAUAUAUCCUACAUGUGUCCCCUUGGAAACGUGGUGUAUUCAAAGGUACAAUUUCAUUUUCUGUUAAACGCAGACGAGAUGAUGACUCUCAGGAAGACUCAGAUCAAGAUCAAUGUCGAGCACCCUCCUUUGAAAAAUCAUUAUCAGAACUAUUCCAAAAGUUUGAUGAAGAAGACUCAGAUGAUAGUGUUAGCAAUUUCCAAGUCUGGUAUUAUCUUGAGAUCCAUAGCUCUCCGGGACCACCAGUAAACAUUAUUGAAAUGAAAUGCCUUGCUCUGGAGAGCAUUUACAUUGAAAUACCUCUCUCUAAUCCAAAAGUGAAAAUGAUUCAUUUAGAUGUGCAGUUAUCCAGUGCUGCCCUUAAUGGAUUUAAGCAACUUACACUGCACCCGCUAGAAUGUAUCAACUAUGUCCUACAGUAUUCUCCAGCGACUACAGGCUGUAGAGAUGAAAGCGUUAUUUUUCAGCCCGAUGUGGCUCUUGAGUUCUGGUAUUUACUGAGAUUAACUACUGAAUUACCGAAAUCAACCACAGUACCAGAAAUGCAAUGUGACCUUGGAAAGUAUGUCACUCAGAUCAUUCCUUUAGUUAAUCCAACACACGAGACCUUAGAAUUGCAAGCAACAAACAGUAAUCCUGAAAAUUUUGUCUUGGAUGUUAACAGAUCAUCACAACUGACCAUACCUCCUCACUCCAUCAAAGAAGUAUCUGUUCACUUUUAUCCUUCGGCUCUUGGAAGAACUGGUCAUCAAGUUUCUAUCACCUUCCACUGUACUCAGUUUAAAGAAUGGAUAUUCUACCUCUCUGGAGUAGGACUGUUCCCCCAGCCUAUAGACAUAGAAAGAAUAACCACAUACCUCCGUCUUCAUUCAUCUAUUGUUAUACCUUUCCAAAAUCCCACCAAGGAAGAUGUUUUGGUCAAUAUUGUACUAACAAGUCAGGAAAAACCUAGGCAUCUCGUCAUUGACUGUUACUGGGAUAGCUUCUUCCAUGAGACUUCUGCCUUCAAGUUUAGUGGUCUGAGUCACACACAAGGAAUCACAUUGCCUCCUAAAGGGAAUAUAGAUAUCCCAGUGUUAUUUAUGCCCCACAUUAUGAAAUUACACAGAACAAUGGUCAUUGUUCAAAUGAUGAGGGCGAAUAGAGAAAGUUGGCCUAUUGACAAUUUUGAUGAAUUGAGCACAGAGAUGAAAAGAACUAUGGGAAUAGAAAGUGGAGCAAUCCAAGCAAUACACUGGAUAUACCCUAUUCUUGGACUUCCACAGGCACUACAUCCUAAAUUCCCUCAAGUUGUCAUAAAAUGUCAGUCCAGGAAGCGGAUAGAACAGGAGGUGGAAGUCACGCUGACUGGUGAUUUUUUUGGAGAAAAUCCUAUCUUAGAUGCGACAGAUUUUGUAGUGAUUCCAAAAAAGUCUUCAUAUGAUUCUUAUGAAGAUAUUGAUGAUUUGCCUGUGAAACGUGAAUUUGAGUAUGAAAUUCAAUUUGAAUCUGAAGUUAUGAAGUCUAACUUGGGAUCCUGCGUAGCUUUGUAUAUGAUCAAAAAAUCUUAUCAUAUCAAAGCUGAAAUGAUAGCAUUGGUCUUCAAUGUGGUAUUUGCACCAAAGAAACCAUUGAGGACUCAAAUUACACUGAAAAUAGAGUGCAUAACAGAUGGGAUUUGGAAGUUUCCCAUAACGUUGGUUGCUACUGAGCCUGAUGUGGAUGAUGUCAUUGAUAUUGAAGGCAUUGGUUUAUUUAAGGAAUCUAUUGUUGACUUCAGGCUGACAAGUCAGACGAGAAAUCCCGAGCCGUUCACUGCAUACUUCCUACCUGGCAGUGAUCCUGAGUUUUUUGUGAAACCUCAGGUUGGAGAACUUCCUCCUUUUGACACUGAAGGAACUGUCCUCCUUGUGGGUUUUAAACCCCGAAUGUACAGUAGGAAAUACAAAGCAACAUUAGCAAUACAGACACCGGACAUGUACUGGCUGUAUGAUAUCAAUGGAUUACCUCAAGUUACCGUGCCACCGAUGAAUGUAAAAGCCAAAAUUGACACGACUAAUGAGAGGUUUCAGAGCAAGCCAGUUCGUCGGCGCAAUAUUAUCCGUGAAAAUGCUAAACUCACAAGGACGGGGGUGUCCUCUACCAUCAAGGGUGCACCUUUGAUGUUGAAGAAUAAAUAA
Messenger RNA from Mirounga angustirostris (Northern elephant seal), 9486 nucleotides. RefSeq names its product cilia and flagella associated protein 47 (gene CFAP47). The transcript is spliced from 66 exons. The record is from RefSeq and is a predicted model, not a curated record. Gene Ontology annotation, cellular component: cilium. Gene Ontology annotation, biological process: sperm axoneme assembly; cilium assembly. NCBI's taxonomy places the organism in Eukaryota, Metazoa, Chordata, Mammalia, Carnivora, Phocidae. The coding region runs from base 1 to 9486 and encodes 3161 amino acids. Gene Ontology annotation, molecular function: protein binding.